This is a messenger RNA of Aspergillus udagawae, 294 nucleotides long. RefSeq lists its product as uncharacterized. NCBI's taxonomy places the organism in Eukaryota, Fungi, Ascomycota, Eurotiomycetes, Eurotiales, Aspergillaceae. Bases 1 to 294 code for a protein of 97 amino acids. The transcript is spliced from 2 exons. The record is from RefSeq and is a predicted model, not a curated record.
AUGGUCCGAAACCCUCAAGCCAGGAUAUCACAGAGAAUCAAAACGCGCUUCUUCGCCAAUGUCCUGUCUGCGAUGAGCAUGGAUCAUCCAUACCUUCUCCAGGGAAUACUAUACAUCUACAUCACCGUGCAAAUGCAGCAAUCACACUCUUCGUCCCCGCAGUCACACCCAAAGCAUGGUUUCGAGACGGUCUUGAUGGGUUUCUUGAUGGACGACCCAGAGGCAGAGGACGGAAGAGUCCAGUUGACGGGCGAGGAGAAGGACGAAGCGGCCAUUUUCCAGUGGACGGCGUAG